CAAACCCUCGCCUCACCUAUAUAUAUCGGUUACCAGGGAAUUCUCAAACCCUCACUCCUUUGCUGCGUCGCUCUCUGCGCUCCUCCCAAAUCCUAAUCUUUGUUGUUGGAGCGAUCCGAGCCGCAAUUAUGUUGGUUUACCAAGACCUCCUCACCGGCGAUGAGCUUCUCUCGGACUCGUUUCCAUACAGGGAAAUCCACAAUGGAGUGCUCUGGGAGGUUGAUGGCAAGUGGGUUGUUCAAGGAGCUGUUGAUGUAGACAUUGGUGCAAAUCCAUCUGCUGAAGGUGGAGGUGAGGAUGAGGGUGUUGAUGAUCAAGCCGUCAAGGUUGUUGACAUUGUUGACACAUUUAGACUUCAGGAGCAACCUCCAUACGACAAAAAGCAGUUUGUCACAUGGGUGAAGAGGUAUAUCAAACUGUUGACACCCAAGUUGGAGGGGGAGGGCCAAGAGGUGUUCAAGAAGAACAUUGAGGCAGCAACCAAGUUUCUGCUUGGGAAGCUCAGCGACCUCCAAUUCUUUGUUGGGGACAUGCAUGAUGAUGGCGGUUUGGUCUUUGCGUACUACAAGGAGGGCGCGACCGACCCAACAUUUAUCUACUUUGGUCAUGGGUUGAAGGAGGUCAAGUGCUAAGCAAUUGGCCGAGAGAGCUCCAAGCAGAAUGCAUGUUGUAAUCCUAGUCUAUAUUAUUGCUUUCUUUACUUUUUAUGUUUAAAAUUGGGGGAUGAGGAGUCUAUUUUUGCUUUGUUUCGUUAGAAUAUUGGCUUUAUGCCUAUCUUGGUUUUAAUGGCUUUUCAACUUGGAUUUCUAAUUUAUGUGGUUCUAAAUUUUGAUUGCGAAAUAACAUUGUGUUCUACAUUUUACCA
This is a messenger RNA of Malus domestica (apple), 865 nucleotides long. Its product is annotated as translationally-controlled tumor protein homolog. NCBI's taxonomy places the organism in Eukaryota, Viridiplantae, Streptophyta, Magnoliopsida, Rosales, Rosaceae. Gene Ontology annotation, molecular function: calcium ion binding. Gene Ontology annotation, cellular component: cytoplasm. The record is from RefSeq and is a predicted model, not a curated record.